GUGACACAUUUCAUCAGUGUUGCAAUUUUCGUUGUGUGGCACACACCUCUCCACACUGUGAUCACAGAAAGCCCUCCAGCAUCCAGACCCUGACAGUGCCCCCCCCCACCCCUCUGUAGCACCACCCUUCGCUGGAAGCUUCCUGUUCGGCUUUCUGAUGCUCAGAUCUGCUCGCUUCUCCUCGGAGCAGGAAGGAAGAUGCCGAGGCUGAGCAGAGGCACCUGGAUGCGCUUGGUUCUGCGGAUCGCUGUGCUCUGUGGCAGCGGUGUGUGUGCUGGAGAACGGUACGCUGAUGCCGAUGAAGGGGAUUCUGGGUCAGAAAGUGUGUUCAGGGCAAGGUGUGUGUCCCGCUGCCUGAGCCUGCACAGCGUGGCUGCACCCCUCACUCCCCUGCAGGGUAAUGGAUCGCUGGGUUGGUGCCGUAGUAACAAACCCUGCUCACAGUGCCUGGAGCCAUGCAUGCAUGACUGGAAGGUGAAGAAGAGAAGCAACUGUAGAGAACUUUGUGAGCAGCUAUUUCAGAGGAAGCAGUGGGAGUGCGUGGCCAGUUGCCACUUCCUCCACUCAGUCCUGGCAGCGAAGCAGGGCCGCUGUCCGCCACCAGAGGGAGCCAGUGGGUUCGCAGCUGCGUGCAUCGAAAGUUGUGACCAUGACAAGGAAUGCUCUCUGCAGAAGAAGUGCUGCUUCAAUGGUUGUGGACACACCUGCCAGCCUCCCACAGACCUAUACAAGGGCGUUCCUCUGAAACCAAAGAAGGACCUGAGCUUUGAGGAAUCUCCCUCUGGGCGCCUGACCGUCGGCUGGUCGUCCCGUUUGAACGUCUCUGCUCAGCCAGUGGUCUACAUUCUGCAGAGGAGGUGGAACUUUGGCGUUCGGCCCAGUGAGGACACCGCCACCCACUGGGAGGAAGAGACUCAGACCACAGAGUUGGGGGCGAGUCUGUCUGACAGCCGGCCUGGUCGUUGGUACCAGUUCAGAUUGGCGGCUGUAAACCUCCGUGGGACCAGAGGUUUCACCACUCCAAGCGAACACAUCCGCUCUAGCAGAGACCCCUCCGCUCCACCGGCCCCGUCUGAGCUGAGAGUUGCCGGCAUGAACUUUGGCCCCGGCAGACUAGUGAGAGCGAGGGUCGUCUGGGACGUUCCGACAGACCUGGAUGUUCCCGUCCACCACUACAAGGUCAGCUGGAGCUGGACAGCAGCUGGACACUCGUCCAUGACCAAGAGGGGGAAGACAGUCAGAGAGAACCAGGUGGAGCUGAGCAGCAUGAGGUCCGACAGGAAGUACAGCGUGGAGGUCCAAGGUGUGUCCCAGUGGGGCCAAACAGAGCUCAAGGGUCCUCCAGCUCUCCUCCAUUUCAUCACCCAGAAGAGUAAGUCUCCAGACAAACCACGUGACAAAGCAAACUCUUGUCUUUGCGCACACGUUUUUCCGUGUUUUAACGGAUUUCUCGUGUUGGCUGUUGACGCUUUCGGUCCUGCGCCACCACGUCCCACAGGCGCCGUUCUGGACGUCGGGACUCCGUUCUACCAGGACGGCCAGCUACGUGUUCGUGUUUGCUGGCAGACCAGUUCAGAUCCUUCGGUUGAAUUCUACAAACUUCACUGGGGACCCGAAAGCUGCACACACAACCUUACCAAGCCCACGGAGAAGACCAGAACAAGGAAGAACUUUGUCAGGCUGCAAGGUCUGCUCUUCAACUGCAAGUACAAAGUGGUUCUGCAGCCAGUCAGCUCAAAGAGCCGUCCUCCAGCAGAAAGCUCCAGUUUCUCAACUCCUUCCUGUUCCGGCAUCCAGGCUAAGAGCCCCAAACUCACCCACUGUCCUGGAGAGGCGGCUGAGCCGCCAGAGUUCAUCCGCAUGAAGGUCGUUAACCUGACGGCGUCGUUUCGAGCUCACCGUGACAACGUGUCGGCCAUCUUCCGCUGGGAUUUGGCCACGACUCUUUCCAACCAGCAGCUGCUUGGUUACCAGGCGACAUGGACGGAGGUUGCUUCGCCCAGACGCCACAGCAGCAGGAAGUUACCUCACAGCCUGAUCUCUCAGUCUCAGAUCUUACCUCCGGACGGUAACGUUCUGAUUGUAUCAGGCUUGCAGCCCGCCAGUGUGUACCGCCUGGAGGUUCGGGUCAUCUCAGCCGAGGGCGAAGGCCCUGCAACCAGCCGCACCUUUCAGACUCCUGGGCACCAGAGCAUCCCAAAGCAAAUCAGGAUUCCGGCUCGGGAACGAUCGCCGCACUAGUCCAAGUCCCUGCUAGUCUCCGAGUCCCAGCCUGCACAGCCUCAACCCCCUAACGUAGCAACAACGAAGACCUGACUGAGUGAAGAAGGAGGAUUUCAGGAUUCGGCCGAAUCAACUGUCGAGCAUGGUGGUCGGUAUUUCAAAGUUUCACGGGGUUUAACCUUUCAGCUCAAAAUCAUCUUCAUAUUUAUGGGACUCCACAGCCAACCGGUUCCUUACAUUUACAUAACGAGAUAAGGAACAAAGUCUGAAAAAUCAAAUAUGUUACCUUUUUUCGUAUUCUUACCCAAAACCUGCAAAGUUUUAAACAGAAAUGUCAGACUUCUGAAAAAUGCGUUCAUUAUUUAUUUAUUUAUGUAUUUAUUGCAGUCAAUACUUGGUGGGAUCUUCUUUUGCACAAAUUGCUGCAUGACUUCAGCCAAGCAUGGAGCAGAUCAGCCUGCGAUGCCACUGAGGUGUUCUGGUUGAUUUUUUUUUGCCUUUUUGUUCUCCCCGUAAGCCAUAAUCACCAAAAUUAGACAAAAUAAAAACUUGCAAAAAAAAAAUAUAUCGAGAAUAAUGAAUCUGUGUUUCUUUCAUAGAUUCAUUGCUCAAAAAUAUUAAACUUCUACACAAUAUUUGAAUUUGUGUCCAGAAUGUGAUCUUGGAGCGAACGUUUAAUAAAUAAUCCAGGAGCCACGGUGUGUAUUUAUGUCCAAUCUUUGCUUUUUAUAAAGCAUAAAUACAGCAAAGAGGAUUUUGACAACAGAAGAAAUGAAAUGAAUACAUAAAAUAGGAAGACGAACACAAAAUAUGAAAUGACCGUAAAUGUGUGAAAACGCAGCAAAGCUGGGUGAUUAUGCCAGACUGGUGAUAAAACAGAUUUUUGUUUCUGACGUAACUGUUCUGUAGUGUUUCUUAGUUAGACAUGAAUGUAUGAAUAUUGGAUACAACCAGUGACUCAGCGGUCUCCAUAGUAACCAGACAGAAAACCAUUAGGAUGUGUUGCCGCUGAUUGGAGCUUUCAAACCUGCAGCAACGGAUUGAUGCUAAAAAUGUCAAUUUAAAGCAAAUUCUGGUUCUGACAUGUGGAUGAAGAAGGUCCAACCUCAAACUAGCUUCAGUUGCCGGUGCGCGUGUCGGUGUGUGUGUGUGUGUGUGUGUGUGUGUCUGUGUGUGCAUGCUGGUACGUUUUCAUAAAUUGUGUUUUUGGAGCAAAUGUCCCCCCUGUUGUAAAAUCCAGGAAGCCAUCUGUAGAUCGUGCGUCGCUCCGACACCGUAUGAAAAGCCUGUUCGUGUUGUUUGCAAAUAUCUCAAAGGUUUUUGAACAUAUAAAAGUCGUUCUGACUCCUGGAAACAUGUAGCCUGGGUGAAAAUGCUGCUUUUCCAUCAGAAGUCAAUUUUAUGCGCCGAUAUGAA
Xiphophorus couchianus (Monterrey platyfish) is the source of this 3639-nucleotide messenger RNA. Its product is annotated as anosmin-1-like. Bases 199 to 2241 code for a protein of 680 amino acids. The transcript has 14 exons. Gene Ontology annotation, biological process: neuron differentiation. Lineage: Eukaryota; Metazoa; Chordata; Actinopteri; Cyprinodontiformes; Poeciliidae. Gene Ontology annotation, cellular component: cell surface; extracellular region. The record is from RefSeq and is a predicted model, not a curated record. Gene Ontology annotation, molecular function: protein binding; peptidase inhibitor activity.